Didymella exigua CBS 183.55 is the source of this 996-nucleotide messenger RNA. RefSeq names its product NAD(P)-binding protein. NCBI's taxonomy places the organism in Eukaryota, Fungi, Ascomycota, Dothideomycetes, Pleosporales, Didymellaceae. The record is from RefSeq and is a predicted model, not a curated record. Gene Ontology annotation, molecular function: oxidoreductase activity. Bases 63 to 851 code for a protein of 262 amino acids. The transcript is spliced from 3 exons.
CAGCGCCUAAGAUUUUCGCUUGUUGUCCAUUCUUCUUCUCUUCAAACAUAUACCUGAAUAUCAUGGAUAACUCAAGCCUCUUCGAUGUCAAGGGCAAGGUCGUGCUUGUCACAGGCGGAGCCAAGGGCAUUGGCCGCAUGAUUAGCGAAGGUUUCGUUCAGAACGGCGCACAUGUAUACAUCUCCUCUCGCGACGUAAAGGCCUGCGAGCAAGCAUGCGAAGAGCUCAAUGCGCUCGGCAAGGGCAAGGCAGACUUCAUCGCCGCCGAUCUGUACAAGGAGGAGGACAUCACCAGGAUCGCAGAUGAGUUGAAGAAAAGGGCAGGAAAGCUCGACGUUCUCGUGAACAACAGUGGCAGCAACUGGGGCGAGUCCUACGACACCUACCCAUCCGCCGCCUGGGAUCGCGUCCUCACACUCAAUCUGAAGCGCGUUUUCCAGCUCACACAAGCUGUCACCCCACUUCUCGAAGCCGCACAAUCCUCCAUCUCGCCCUCAAGAGUCAUCAAUAUCGGUUCCGUCGACGGGCUUCGUGUCCCUGCGCUCGAGACCUUCGCAUACUCCGCCUCGAAGGCGGGUCUGCACCACAUGAGCCGCGUUCUCGCGAGCCACCUCGGCAAGAGGGGUAUCACAAGCAACACCAUUGCAUGUGGACCUUUCCAGAGCAAGAUGAUGAAGGCAACACUUGAGAAGUUUCAGGACGUCAUAGAGAGUGGUAUUCCGCUGGGACGUAUUGGAAGCCCAGAGGACGUCGCAGGAACAUGUAUCUGGCUGAGCUCAAGAGCCGGGUCGUAUGUUAAUGGUGCGACAAUCGCGCUGGAUGGUGGUAGUGUUGUAGGUGCGAAGCUGUAAACUUCCAAGCUGAUGUUAGUCUGUAGCCACCUGCUUUUUCGAUAGCCAGUCUUUCAACUGAGCAUAAAGAGGCGGAUAAUAUCGUGGCCUGCUUUCAGCCUUGCACAUCCUUACACACGGCAAUUUUCAUGAACAUUUUUCCAAC